AUGGAGUUUUCGAUACCACGAGGGAUUGAACACAGCGCGUUCGCCGGCAGGAUUAACGCCGUCCAAAAUGCGUCAGCCACGGCGCGGCUCCCACCGACUCACGGUGCUACCCCGUUCUCCAUCGAAGACAUUUUGAACCGCUGUGCACCGUGUCUACCGACCCAAACUCCCCCGUGUAGAAAUCGCAGAACCCCGUCAGACUCCACUCCCGAAGUCGGAGCAAGAAGUUCACCGAACAUGGUAAAUGGUGACGAUAGUGUCAACCAAAAUAUUGUGAAAAUUGCCAAAUCUGAGACUUGUUUUUCGUUCACCGCGCUUCCGUCUGUUCCGAAGUGCCUUGGAUUUGCAACGUGUACGGCAGCGGUUUGCGUCUGUCGAGAGAGGUACGUGGACGGCGAGAAUGACCCAUGGCCCUUCCUGAUGCGAACUCCGGCUGGAUAUUGCAUACCAUCACUAUUCCCUUCAGACACUGCGUCCGGAACUCUACGGAACAGGCGGCGGAAAGCACGCACCGUGUUCGUCGACUCACAACUACGGGGGCUGGAGGAGCGUUUCCAGGCGCAGAAAUAUCUCUCGACACCGGAGAGAAUCGAGUUGGCCGUAGUUCUCGGGUUGUCAGAAACACAGGUCAAGACUUGGUUUCAGAACCGACGAAUGAAACAGAAGAAAGAUUCGACCGGGCUUGUGGAGACGAAAGACCGGGACACCAGGAGCUCAACAAAGGGUCAACCUACGGGCAAGAAACGGGGCAAAGUCCCCGCCGAUGACUCGGACAUCAUAGCUAUAAACUAG
This is a messenger RNA of Asterias rubens (European starfish), 792 nucleotides long. Its product is annotated as homeobox protein DBX1-A-like. Bases 1 to 792 code for a protein of 263 amino acids. Gene Ontology annotation, biological process: regulation of DNA-templated transcription. The record is from RefSeq and is a predicted model, not a curated record. Lineage: Eukaryota; Metazoa; Echinodermata; Asteroidea; Forcipulatida; Asteriidae. The transcript is spliced from 3 exons. Gene Ontology annotation, molecular function: DNA-binding transcription factor activity, RNA polymerase II-specific; DNA binding.